AGUUACACUUGAAAAUGUUGUCAAAUUAAAUUGCCAUCUAAUAUGAUUCGCAGAGCGGCAAGCAGAGCUUGUAGCCAGCUGCUGAGUGGUGGCAAGUGGCAAGAGGCAUGCAGCAUGGCCAAACGCGCUCGCCUCUGCACGCAGCCAGCGCCGAAGGAGUCGAAGCCCAAUUAUGGCCUGCGCGCUUUUCUGGGCAGUCUUUGCGGCCUGCUGCUGUGGGCCAUCUAUGAGCUGGGCAAGCCGGAGUAUGAUCAAUGCGGUCGCUGCAUUGAGGAUGAGCUGAGUGGACUGCCGCUGCCGCAGCAGUACUUGCAACGCAUGUGGCGAGCGUUGCACUAUUAUGAAAAGAUGCUGGACGAGCCGCUGCCAACGCGACUGCUGCCGGAUAUUCUAAUGCCGCCAUAUGUGCAGCCGCGCUAUACGCUAGUGCUGGAGCUGAAGGAUGUGCUGGUGCAUCCCGACUGGACGUAUCAGACGGGCAGGCGCUAUAAGAAGCGGCCGGGCGUCGAUCACUUUCUGCGCCAGUGUAGCAAACACUUUGAGAUUGUGAUCUAUACAGCGGAGCAGGGCAUGACGGCGUUUCCCAUACUCGAUGCACUCGAUCCGCAUGGCUUCAUCCAAUAUCGUCUAGUGCGUGGCGCCACGCAGCUGGUGGAUGGUCAGCAUAUCAAGAACCUGAAUCGCCUCAAUCGCAAUCUAGCGCGCGUCAUUGUCGUUGACUGGGAUCACACCGCCAUACCCAUGCAUCCCGAUAAUAUAUUUAAUAUUGUGCGCUGGCUGGGCAACGAUGAUGAUGUUCAGCUCUUUGACUUGGCUGCAUUCCUACAGCUCAUAGCGGAGCAUCAGCUGGACGAUGUGCGGGAGGUGCUGCACUAUUAUCGCCAAUUUGACGAUCCCAUUGAGCAGUUCAAGGAGAAUCAACGCAAGCUACUCGAACAGAAACAGGAGGAGCCUGACAAUAAGAAAGCCUUUAAUUAAGCUAAGAAUGAUAAAUAAAUGCUCAAAUUCAAAUUUGAAAAUAAACAAAUACUUA
Messenger RNA from Drosophila busckii, 1033 nucleotides. Its product is annotated as mitochondrial import inner membrane translocase subunit TIM50-A. The coding region runs from base 43 to 978 and encodes 311 amino acids. Lineage: Eukaryota; Metazoa; Arthropoda; Insecta; Diptera; Drosophilidae. The transcript is spliced from 2 exons. The record is from RefSeq and is a predicted model, not a curated record. Gene Ontology annotation, molecular function: phosphoprotein phosphatase activity.